Molecule: messenger RNA, 467 nt
Organism: Oncorhynchus mykiss (rainbow trout)
Lineage: Eukaryota; Metazoa; Chordata; Actinopteri; Salmoniformes; Salmonidae
Source: RefSeq, a predicted model, not a curated record
AGAUGCGCGUUAGCGGAUGAACCGGGCAGCAGUUUGAGUGCGAGACCGGGAUGGGGUCGAGCGUCAUCAAGAUAGACCACCUCCGCUUCCUUUCCCACAGCUGUCUCAUCGUUGUCGGUGAUCAGGCCUACCACCGUUGUGUCGUCUGCAAACUUAAUGAUGAUGUUGGAUUCGUGCUCCAGAGGAUACAGCAUUGGCAUCAGUCUCCCUGUAUAGCCGAGGAGCAGUCAGCCCGCCUGAGACUCACGGACAUGAAUGAAACACUUCCACGAGCUGGAGGGGAUCACCGCCAAGUCCAAACAACAGGUGGUGCAACAGGACAAAGAGUUCACUUUCAUAGCAGCCGCAAACAACACACCACCAUCAACCCCAAGGUGGCUCUAAGACACAUAGAGAGAUCCUAUGCCAGGUCAGUAAGAGAACUGUGCUCAUGGCCUUAUUUCUAUUACAGCAUAUUGGGUGACUGA